This is a messenger RNA of Lepisosteus oculatus (spotted gar), 5507 nucleotides long. NCBI's taxonomy places the organism in Eukaryota, Metazoa, Chordata, Actinopteri, Semionotiformes, Lepisosteidae. The record is from RefSeq and is a predicted model, not a curated record.
AGGCUUGUAGUGCAACUGGUCUGCACAAGCUGCUGACAGAUCUCCCAGAUGAUAUGCUGGAGGACAGCAGGGAUGUAUCCUCCCCUGAGCUCAAUUACUCUGGAUGCAGUGCUGGGGACAAUAACAGGCCUCAGCAAGCUUGGAAUCAGGCAUCAGAGUGGAACAAUCCCCAAGGAGUUGUGUCGGCAGAACAAGAUUAUGAGAGUGCGUACAGCGAAGACCCGUUCCAUGGAGAGUUUGUGUAUGGGCACAGCAGUGAACAGUUUGAUGGCCAUGUUCAUGAGCUCCACGCACCCCACCCCCACGUGUGGAGUGAGCAGCGCGAGGAGGGGCAUGAGUACUUGUACAGCCACGGGGGCUAUUCUUACCCCAGCGUGGGCAACGAGGAGGCAGCGGGGAACCAGGAGGGCAUCCCUCAAGAUGGAUAUGAACAGGACCCCUACAGCCAAACCAAUCCUUUUCAUCCUCAGGGAGCAUAUUACCACUCCAAAGAGCUGAAGGAAGAGUUCCGUCAGGGAGAACACAUUAAGGAGAGUUUUAAGCCUGAUGGAUCAGGUGACCACCCUCCCAGUCAGUUCAAGGUCAAGUAUAAUCCCUACCGGCCAGCCACGCACCCAAACGCAUUCGGCACAGAAACGGGCAGCACGGACGAUCAGUACAGCCAGCUGCAGGCAGAGUUUCUGGAAUCUGGUCAGAAUUCAACAGAACAACAAAAAAUUGAACAACUGCAGAUUUUUGAUAAAGCCCGACUGAGACAGAUCAAAAAUCUUGAGGAACAGCUGGAAGACUACAGCCGGGAGAUGAGAUAUCUUAAUCACCAGCUUGCUAUUGUUAGAGAUGAAAAGGAAGGUUUGGCACUAAGUCUGCAGGAAUCUGGAAAAGUGAUUAAAGAUGGGAAAGAACGGGAGAUACAGCUGGAGGGCCAGAUUAAAGCUUUGGACCUGAAGGUUCAGGCAUUGCUUGCAAAUGAGGAGGAGAAUGUGAAGAAACUGAAGGUUGCAGAAGCAGCUGUGGACAGCAUGCAGCAGCAGAUGGCCGAGCUUUGCCGUUCAGACACCCUGACUCGGGCGCGAGAAGAACACAACCGAGUCCUGGCAGCUCUCAGGGAGAAGCACGACGAGAAAGUGCUGGCUCUCCAGCAAACACUCGAUGCCCAGAACCAAGCCCUGGAAGAGCAGAAGGACAUUUGCCAGAAGCUUCAGGAUCAUGUGAAGCGACUGGAGCGACAGCAAGAGGAGGACAGAGUAGAGAAGGCAGAAGUGAUCAACAGACUGACAAAAAGCCUAGAAGAAAGUCAACAGCAGUGCGCUAAUCUGCUCCAGACAGGAACUAUACAAGAGAUCAACCAGCUACGAAUCCAGUUACAGCAAGCACAGUCGGUGAAGAAUAUCAGCGACAACAUGAACAGAUCUCUGCAGGAGGAAGUCAGCGACUUGAAGGAACAGAUUACACUGUAUGAGUCGGCAGCUAAAUUUGGGAUCAUUGCAUUGGAUCCCAGUGGUGAGCUGGAGAGCCAGUUGUCCGAUUCCUAUGUGGAACUGGGGAUUAAGACAGUUAACUGGAAAAACAGUAAAUUUCACAGCACCUUCAUUGCUGCUGGAAAGGAUAAGAAUAUGUCGAAGGAUGACAUGAUUGUGGAGCUGAAGACUGAGCUGGAGCGCUUCCUUGGCAGUUUGAAAGUCAAGAGGCGAAGGAUUAGCCAGUUACAGGACGAGCUGAAGCAGUCGCAGUCACAAGUGCAAGAGCUAAAAGCCCACCUGGAGAAAGCAGAGAGGGAAGUGAAGGAUUCAAAGGUUAGGGCAAAUAACUUGGAAAAAUGUUUGGAAAUCUCAAGUGCUCCAACUUCUGGACAGGAGGGAGUGGAGAAAUUUCAGAAGGAAUGCAGGUGCCUUCAGGAGCAGCUGGAAAAACUUGAAAAACAGAAUAAGGAGUUGAAAUCUGCAAAUCUAGAACUCUGCACUGAAAUGAGAAACAUGAUUCAAGAUUUUGACCGGGAAAAGCAGGCUCUUGAGAGACAUGACAAAACCCACCAGCAGCACCGGGAUGAUUUAGUGGCUCACUUACGUACAGAAUUAUCACGGGAGCACACGAUUGAAAUGGAGAAACUGACCAGUGUUUACGAAGACAAGAUCCAUGUUUUACAGACACAGCUAUCAGACAUCAACAAGGAGAUGAUUGGAGUACAGGAAUGUUAUAUCACUCUUUGUAAAGAAAAGGACACUUUGGAACAAGAUAUGAGAUGCAAAAUGGAAAAGGAAAGAAAAUUGAAAGAGGAUGAGUUACGGAAGCAGCUGCGUGAGGAGAAGGAGCAGGCCCUGGGAGAGCUGGAGCGUGAGCUGGGGGUUCAGCAUCGUCUGUCUCUGGCCACCUCAAAGGCCCUCUGGGUGAGAGAGAAGGAAGCCGACGUCAAGCAGCAGGUCAACACUCAGCUGGCACUGGCCAGAAUGACCUGGCAGGAGGAGCAGCACAAGGUGAGGGAGGAAGCCGUUCAGGAAGCUGUGGAGAGGGUGGAGAAGGAGUGGGCCCGGCGGCUGGAGCAGUCUCUGGAGAAGGCUCGGCCCGAGACCGAGUCACACGAGCGGCACUGUCAGACCGAGCCCUGGGAGAGCGAGGGCCUUACCGGAAAGGAGCUGGACUCGCGGCUGGCAGCACUGAGGCUGCAGUUACAGCAGGAGGCAGAAGAAGAGCGAGUCAGGGCCGUCGCGGAUGCCAUUCGAGAGACCCAGAGCAAUUUGGAAACGAAACACCGGGAAAAAGUUGCUGAACAGGUAGAAAGUGCUGUAUCCAGUGCUUACAGUCGCUGGCUUCAGCAGUUACACACCCUUCCAGAGUACAAAACCAGCCUUCAAGCAGAAAAAGAAGAGUGGGAGAGACAACGGGACCAGGAAGUCGCAAAUCAGAUAUCGGCUGUGGUCAGGGCUGCUGAGGAAAGGUGGGAGAAGAAUCACCUUAAGGAGAUGGAGAAACUAGAAGCGAGUUCAAGGAGCGCGGAGCUCCAGGAGAAGGUGCUGUCCCUCCAGAGACAGCUGGAGCACCGGAAGGAGGAGGAAGCGGCGCUGGUCAAGGCUGAGCUGGCCAGGGCCCGCGCAGAGUGGAACAGGGAGAAACAGGAGGAGAUCAGCCGAAUCCAGGAGCGCAACGAAAAAGAUUAUCGGUCCUUUCUGGACGAGCACAGGAAUAAGUUAAACGAAGCCAUCAAAUCCGCCAAGGAGGAUUCUGAAAGGCACAAGAAUGAACUGCUUCUGCAAAAGGAGGCAGAGUUUCAGCUGCGCCUCGAGGGGAAGGAGAAGGAAUGGGCAGCGCAGCAGGAGGAGAAGUGCCGAGUUGUCAGACAGCAAUGUGAAGAUGACAUGUUGGUUGAAACACAGGCCUUGCUUGGGGAAAUCCAGGAGCUUCUCAUUCAAAGCCCGGAUAAGCUGCUGGACAUCCCGGAGACCCGGUUCAAUAAUCCAAAGGAAACCCAGCAGUAUUUUAUUGGUAAAUUAAGAGCCUGUCUCCAGGCUGCAUGCCAAGGCCUUGUUUCCAAAGCAAUCAAUGAAGCCAGAAACCGUUGGGAAAAGAGCAAUGAAGAAAAACUGUGCCGUGCUUUGAAGGAAGCAGAGGAUCGCCAUAAGCAAGAAAUAAAACAGCUGAGAAAUCAGUGCAACGUUUCACAGCCAGGAACAAAGAGUGACCUGUGCUGUAAUAAGUACUGUGCUGAAAAGUUUGAGAAAUCCCAGAGACAGUGUCAGGAGCUGCAGAGACACCUGGAAAAAGCCUGUCGUCAGCUCCAGCAGACUGUGAGAGAGAAUAAAGCUAACAUGCAGCAGCUCAGAGACAGUUAUGAGGAGGCUAUCAAAAAGGAAAAAGCUGAAAACAUGAGGAGGACUGAAGACCCUGGGAGACGUGAAAGAAGAUGCUUUCAGUCACAAACAGACAGUGUACCCGACAGCAGGACUCAGGCUGCUCUGGAGGAGAUGAGGGACCAGUAUAUGAACGCGGUUGAAAAAAUCCGAGGCGACAUGCUGCGCUACAUCCAGGAGAGCAAGGAGCGGGCUGCAGAGCUGAUCAGAACAGAGGUGUUGCGUGAGCGGCAGGACACCGCCAGGCGGAUGCGCAAGUACUACCUGUCCUGCCUGCAGGAGCUGCUGGAGGACGGCAGAAGGAAAGAAGGUGCUGAGAAGAAAAUAAUGAACGCUGCCAGCAAACUAGCUGCCAUGGCAAAGGUGCUGGAGACUCCUGUGCCCAAGAGGAAAGGCAACAAAACGGAUGUAGUUCUGGGUUCAUCAAAGGUGGAGGCAUCUGCAGCUAACAGCAAACUUGCAGAAGCCUUGUAUGUUCCUCUGAGCCAGAAGCACCCUGCCAGCAGUAACCUUCUCAAGAGCCAGAAUUUCAGUACAGGAAGUGUGGAAAGCCAGGCUCCACCUCGUACUGCUCUGAAACUCUCCGAGGACAGAACUCGGGAAGCUGCACUUGAGGGUCCAAGACAUGCCAUUCCAAGCAUGACCGGAAAAUCGGGUGAAGGUCACCAUGAGGAUCCAUGUGCCACUUUUGCCCAUCCAAGGAGUGGAAAGAGAAAAGCCUGCAGUGCCGGUAUUGUGCUGGAAAACUCUCGAAAAGAGGACACCAUGCCCAAACAUGGCUCGAUUCCGAUUCCGGCAUACGCAUGCUUCGGUCAGGGAUAUCGGCUUACCCCAGGUUGCGAUUUCUCUGAGACAACAUUAGCAAACAUAACUGUUAGAAAUGAAACCAGAGAACCUGCUUCAAAAGGACUUGGCUCCUGCCAAGCAGAGCAGUGCUCUGUUGCUGAAUCAGUGAACAGACCUUGGGUCAUCCAAGAAACCCCAGUUAGAGAUGAAGGCAGCUCAAGCGAUUGGACUUCUGCAAGUUUAGGCACCUGCGUAGAAAGUCAGACUGGCUUGUCCUUCUGUGCAGGAGGUGACGCGGAGCCCGCAGGCAAAUGUCUAUCACAAGUGCCUUCCUUCGUCUUGCCUCUUUCCGAUUCCGAUGACGAAUCUGUGCGCAGUUUCCGGAGGAAUGCAAAACUCCAGGAUCUCCAGGCACAUUUUAAUGCUUGUAGGGAAAUCCCAAGUGUUCAUUCCAAGCCCAGACCAAAAAUCUGUCCAGACCCUGGGCUCAAUGGGGACAUAGCCAAAAACAGAGAACCUAUUCCGGGCUCCGAAGAUAAAAAGCUGUAUAAAUUGUGUUCAAAGAGUUUGUUCUCAGAAAUCAAGGCCUCUCAGCAGGACAGUGGAUUUGAUAGUCCACUCUCAGUUUUCCCAAAGUAGGAAAACUGUAUGCGGGUUUACAAGUAAGAACAAAAAGGUUUGUAACAUCUGGUAUUUGUGAAAAGGUUUACAGGUUUCAAAAAGCUAAAAUACGAGAGCAAUGAAUUUGUGAAAUCAAAGUAUAUUUACAGAGUGCUUGUUUAAGUGCAGCUUGUGUGUGCUUGUUCAUGGUGUGUAAAUUAUUUUUUGUAUUUUUUAAACUUUUAUCUGUUUUCUUUAAUACUUAAUUAUAUUUUUUUA